Molecule: messenger RNA, 2444 nt
Organism: Schistosoma spindalis
Lineage: Eukaryota; Metazoa; Platyhelminthes; Trematoda; Strigeidida; Schistosomatidae
Source: the annotation of a GenBank genome assembly
AAGAGAACCGGCAAUUUUUCAAACCGUUGGUUGGUGUCACUAUGAGUUCGCUCCCGGUUCUGAAUUAACCCACUUCACACAUUAAUGUUUCGUCAUUACACUUUUUGCCAGUCCUAUGGUUGUCUCGAUCUUACCCAGAACCGGUCUGAAGGAGGAUGCCACGAAUCACCGUUUCAAUCCUCUAAGCACCGUUCCACACCAAACCUAUUAGCCCUAUCUGGAAGUCAGAUGGAGAGGAUUCAGAUCAUAUCUGAGUUCUAUGAUGGCGAAGAAGUACUUGUAAGUGAUCUGAAAACUGUCAUUAAGGUGUACAAAUAUCCAUUAGAAAAAUUGGGUAUACUUACCUCAACGGAAAUAAAUCAUCUGUUCUAUUCAAUUGAAGCUAUUAUACCAGUUUUUGAAGGAUUAGCAAAUAGUCUUUCAUCAGAAGUGAAUAAAUAUCUCAGCAUACCAUACAUAGGAAUGAUCUUAUAUCUGUGGUUAGGUCUUGAAGUAAUAGCAAAGCCACAACAUGAUUACCUUAAUUAUGGACGUAAAUGUUAUUCAUAUCCAACACAGAAUUAUGUUAAUUCUAUUUGUGAGAAUUACAUCGAGAUAAUGCCUUCAUCAAUAAAACUUCUCUUGGAUUAUUCAGCCCACUUAUAUGAAGCACGUAAAUAUUUUGAAGCGUUACGCGAACAAAAGCCUGCUUUUACUGAUUUUCUUUCACGUUGUUCACAUACACAUUUCAGUAAACGUUUGGAUUUGUGGCAUUUGUUGGAAUGUCCCAAAAGCAGACUGACUAGGUAUCCUUUAUUACUGAAUCGACUGAUCGAAUUGACACCUUCAACCGAUCCAGAACUCAGUCAUUUACUCGUUGUCCGGUCUGCAUUCACCUUUAUAAUUGACGAGUUAAACCGUCGAGUUGGUGAAGCUAUGCGCAAUUUGUACUUAAACUGUAUAAGAUUCCAUGGCAAUUUAGAGUUACAGUACAAAGAUAUGGUAUAUCAUCAAAAAUCACUGUUAUUGAAAGGCAAUCUGCAUACUGAUAUCGGGGAAGUAACCGUUUUUGUUUUUCCUCAAUUAAUGCUUAUAACAAUAAGUUCUGAACCCGAUAAUAAUGGUCGAUUAAUAUCACGUUGCUAUUAUCGUAAAUUAUCACGUCAAAUCACCAAGCCGCAUGUUACUACUUCAUCUAAAAGCUCACCAACUUCACUUGUCUCUCCACUACCGUCUAUAAUAUCCUCUGCGAGUACACGAGUUUAUGGUCAUCGAUGGUCUUUGUUAUCCAUUUUAAGGAAUCGUUCACCAUCUGAUUUGGGAAAUGUUACACAUAUAUCGUUUAACUCAGGAAAUCGACCUUCCAAGUAUGCACGAUUAUUUCGAUGUUUGUCAUCAGUUAUGGCAUCGUCGACAAAGUUGGACAUUUCCAAACCUACAGUAACAACGUCUUUCACACCAGCCGAUGAAACUGUCAGUCUUGAACGAUUUCGUAUUUGCUAUCCGCCUUUAAUAUUAAAAGAUUAUAUUUUGGAAGAUAUAACUGAUGAUAGUAUUCCUUCAUCUAUAUUGAAAUUUCCUUUUUCCACAGAAAAAGCUCAUCAAAAUUUAUUCAAACUCGCUCCUUAUGAACAUAGUGUAAAACGAAAAUCUGGAAGAACUUCAGCCAAGCAAUCAGAUUUAUUGCACUCAUACGAAAAGAUUAUAUCAAGAUCAUCUCGUGAAGUAAAAUGGUUUUCUUCGUCAUCAUUGAUUAGUAAUAGAACUUCAUCAUUGUUACGAAAAUCUCAAAAAACAAUAUCCAGAGAGAUUCUAUUUCAAGCAUCCAGUUUGCAGGAUAAAAAAUUUUGGAUAACUACACUGACACCACUUGUUCACAGUUAUUAUCAAAGUGAAUCAUGCGACGACUUGAUUUUAGCUUAAUUUCGAAGAGAUGAGAAUCGUUUCACUGGUUAUUAAUUUUUUCUUUUUAUUUUAGUAUUUUGUAUUGUCGUUUAAUCAUCGCCACUUUAUAUACUGAGUAUAGUAUUCGUGAAAUGUUAUUCCCGUUUAUUUUUUUAUUUUCUAUUUUUGUGCAAUCGGUCCUCUCUCGCGCUCACCCACACUUUAUUCCUUUCAAAAAUGGGACAUAAUACUGAUUCUCUUUGUCUUCAGUGAUUUUCUUCUUAGUAGUGUGUACGCACAGUCUUUUUGUUUAAAAUACGAAAUACAAUCAACGUGUUUAUCUUUCGCUCAAAAAAGCUAAUUAAUAUGUCAAUCAUAUCAUUUCUGUUAUAGUCUUUCAUAUUCUUAAAUGCAGGUAUGAUUUCACUUUAUCUAUUCAUCAAUUUUAAUAAUUCAAAAUUUUCUAAUACAACACUAUCGUUAUUAUUAUUCGUAAUAAUAUGCUUCGUAAUUUCUACUUCACUCAUUUUCUUAAUUAUCCUCAGUUUGUUGGUGAAAGAUGUGGUGAAGGCGAUGAAAUC